Trametes versicolor FP-101664 SS1 is the source of this 3213-nucleotide messenger RNA. RefSeq names its product RabGAP/TBC. The record is from RefSeq and is a predicted model, not a curated record. Lineage: Eukaryota; Fungi; Basidiomycota; Agaricomycetes; Polyporales; Polyporaceae. The coding region runs from base 46 to 2313 and encodes 755 amino acids. The transcript is spliced from 5 exons.
CCCUUCCUUCUCGCCGUCGCCGUCCCCGACCUCGAGCAACCGUUGAUGUUUUCUCCGGAGUACAUCGUCGUCCCACCAACUCCCAUCAGCACCCCCCAUCCGCCCUCCCCUCGCCUCAGCCGCGACGUCGACGGCCACUCCCUCGUCCCGGAGCUCACACACUCCUCCGAGGGCUCGUCGACAGACCGCGACCGCAGCUCCUCCGAGACGACCAUCGUCACUAUCUAUUCCAUGUAUGAAGAAGACGCUGGCAGCUGGUCUGCCGCUGCCUCCGCCGUCAGCCAUGCCUCCCGGCCGCAGUCUCGCCCGACCAGUCGCGGCUUGAACCUGAACCUCAAGGACGGUGUGCACAUCGCCACCUCCGCCAUGCCUGCCUACCGGGACUCGUAUAACCCCUCCGCGCUCGACGACAGUGCGUUCUACGACACCACCGCCGCGUACGACCUCCGCCGCGCCAGCAUGGGGAAGCGAUUAAGUGUUGACAAGCCAAGACACUCUGUCGUUUCCGCCGGUUCUGUUCAGCUUGCGUACGCAGACUCAAGGCCGUCCUCCGCCUACAGGCAUUCCACCGUGGAGAGUAUUGGGAAUGGUGGAGCACCCCGACGUAGCACCGGUUCAGAGCGCCGUCCUUCAGGUCCCCGGAGCAGGCCAUCUUCCUCGCAUAGACACAAGCCCUCCUCGUCUCAGCAGUCUGCGGCCAGCACUGACAUCCCGCGCGUAUCUUUCUCACUUGAUGCGACGGACCCCAAACCACUGCCCCAGACCCCACCUCGCUCACCUCUUCUCUCGCCGCCCUCGACCCCAGGCACACCAUUCACUCCCCCAUCACGACCGUCACACCGCGAUACCUCCUCGCCUCCAGAGCCCUCCUUACAAAUACCUGGGUCCACCUCUUUCUCUCCGACGUCAUCACCGCACGGGUCUACGUCUCAGUUCAGCACGCCGGAAAGCAAGCACUCAGCAGUUGCCCGGUCAGAAGGGGAGGAUGCGGAUGCGUUUCAUGUGCGGAGCACGUAUGCACAGCUCGAGGCGACCGGUGUCAAGGGCGAUGGGAUCGAGGAGGGUGUCGAGCGUACCCGUGCCCGCGUGGGUGGCAGCCGCGCAAGUGAGAUCCGUGCGAUGCAAGCCCUCGGAGAUGCGGCAGAGAAGACGCGCGAGCUUACCCCGCAGGAGGUCGAACUGUUGUCGAGCUUGGACAGGUACGGCUUCUUCCAAAUACCCUCGCAUGACCGCCUUAUUCUCCUGAACGCCGAACCUCUGCGCCGGCCACUUUCGCGGAUACCUACCGCGACCACCACGGGCCCUGCGAGUCCCCCACCACUGCCCAAGCAGCCUGGCAGCUCGCUCUCUCCCAAAGAGACCGAACGCAUGGCGAAAUGGGGCCGGAUGCUCGUCCCGGCCUCGCGCGAUCCGGGCAGGAACAUCGACAUGUGGGCCGUGAAGCCGACGAAGGAGCGGAAGCUACGCGAGCGCGUCUACAAGGGGAUCCCGAACUGCUGGCGCACCGCGGCGUGGGAGGUGCUGAUGUGCCGCUACUCGCGUACGGGCAAGACGGAGCUGAAGCAGCUCAUGGCGGAGUAUCACGAGGCACUGGACAAGCCGUCUUCGUACGACGUGCAGAUCGACUUGGACGUCCCGCGGACGAUUAGCGGACAUGUCAUGUUCCGGACACGAUACGGGCAAGGGCAACGGUCAUUAUUCCACGUCCUCCAUUCACUGUCAUUACGAUGCGACACCUGUGGGUACUGCCAAGGGAUGGGUCCCAUCGCCGCGACAUUGUUGUGCUAUUUCGAGCCCGAGCGCGCGUACGCGUCGCUAGUGCGGCUGCACGACUCGUACAGCAUGCACUCGAUAUUCAGCCCUGGCUUCCCCGGGCUGCUCGAGGCGAUCUACGUGCAGGAGCGGAUGACGGAGCAGAUGAUGCCCGCGGUGUACGCGGCGUUCAAGAAGCACAUGGUGUCGACGACGUCGUAUGCGACGAAGUGGUACAUCACGCUGUUUGCGAACUCGGUGCCGUUUCAGAUGCAGCUCCGGCUCUGGGACGCGUUCCUGCUCGAGGGGCACGACAUCUUCGUUAUCGUUGCGGUGGCGAUUGUGUGGGUGUACCGAGAUCACAUCACUUCGGAGUCGGCGAACUUCGAGACUGUGUUGUCGAUGCUCUCUUCGUUCUUUGUCCCGGAAGACGAAGACACGACAUUACAGUGGAUCGAGAAGGCGCUCGGGGACAAGAAGUUGCGCGCGGACAUGGUGCGCUGGAGGCAAGACUGGGCGCGGCUCGUCGCGUCUGGCGAGAACGGUACGGCGCUGCUAUAGCAUUGGCACUUGCAUGGAGUCACGGACUCGAUGCUCGACGGACACCAGCUUCUUCUCUCCCCUUCCUCACCAUUCCUCUCCUCGCAUUCUCGCAUUGGCAUUGGCAUAUUCGCAUUCGCAUACCGCAUGGGCAUUCACGUUCGCAUCGCAUCACAUCUCGUCGUCGCAUCCCCGGACACAUGUGAGCUGUACUUCAGCAUCCUGUUGGGUCGUCUUGCUGUGUGUACAUAUCCGUCCCCUCCUUUUCACUCUCCCACUCGGAUUUCUCGGAUUUCUCCUUCCCUCUGCCUUUUUAACCUGUCGCUCCUCAUCGUCGUCCUCCUCACCCAUGUCCGCUGCUCUCACCAUAUUCCCCCGUCGCAUACGCAUAUCCCUACGUACUCCGGACUAAUCGCGAUACCACUCGCUAUACAGUACACCAUGCCCGCCGGCUUACAGUAGAGCUUAAGCUUCCAGCAGACCAACUCAACUUGUACCACGCAUAAGCCGUCAGGGCGAAUACAAAGGCGAUGUAGAGUUGCAGCGUCAGUCCACCCCGGCAGCAAAGACAAGAUUCAUCUCCGAGGUGCGUGGCCGUCCGAGUCAAUGUAUCGUUUCCAGAACCCAGUGCUGCAAUGUACCACAUCGGUGGCCUGUGGGACGCCCAUGCACCGAUCGGUCUGCGUCUGGCCACCUUCCUCCGCGUCCUCCAUUUCCCGGGGUGCCCGCGACGCUAAUCUGCUUGGCCGUUCUGCGGCGAGCUCUGAUAUCGCGCAGAACGUUCGCACACCGAAGACGCGACGCCGCUUCGGUGCGCUGCCUUCACCCGCAUUUGGGAAGCGUGUGGCCGCGCGUCAGGUGAGCGCGUCCCGUUUUGGCAGCGCCCUUGUAUUUCGCGCGGCGCGCCGUGCGCUGCGCGUC